This is a messenger RNA of Owenia fusiformis, 875 nucleotides long. The record is from the annotation of a GenBank genome assembly. Lineage: Eukaryota; Metazoa; Annelida; Polychaeta; Sabellida; Oweniidae.
UCUGAUUCAAUUGUUCAGGAAUGUCUUGUGUCUAAAAUAAUGGUCUCUAAUAACAACAAUGCUCCAAAUUCCAAUAAUACCACAAAGGUGGCCCCUGAAGUUGUGACCACCUCUGGAAAACUUCACUCCGAAAUACAAGUAAAACCUGACCCCAAAAGCAUGGUGGAUCCUGACCCCCAGGACAUCACAGUUGAGCUGACUGAGGGUGGUGACACUGGCAUGCCGCAUGAUGACACUUUAGGAGGUAGUACCCCCACCCCAACACAACCACUGGUCAAAAGAAACAAAAGCAUUGAGUCCUUAGCCAGCAGGACGGCUAAGAGGUCGGGAUAUUGCCGCGACUGCCCAACUUGUGUAGUGUUGUAAUGUGUGCAGUGCCCCCUAUAGUGUUUGAUGUUGUAUUCAAGUGGAAACCAAAGCCACAUCAAACCACACAGAGCAUAAAGAACUGCCAAAUCAGCAGAUAAUGAUAACACAAAUAGAAUCUACAAAAUAUGUACACGUGCGGCAGAAUGGAGAAUCAGUGAGGGUGUUUCGAGAGACGUCUGUAUAGCAUUUGGUGAUUGUACAUUUUAUGUGGAGAUUAUUUAAGUAUUGUACAUUGUUAAGUAAAAUGCUUUUGUCGAUGCAACAUGGAGCUUGAUACAUGUGAUAAACUACAUGGAGCUUGAUACAAUGUGAACUACUACACGAGCUUGAUACAUUUGAUAAACUGCAUGGAGCUUGAAACAUGUGAUUUGCAAACAUGUAGCUUAAUACAUGUGAUUAACUACAUGGAGCUAUACAUGUGAUGGUAUACUACAUGGAGCUAUACAUGUGAUGGUAUACUACAUGGAGCUAUACAUGUAAUGGUAUACUACAUGGAGCUAUACAUG